Molecule: messenger RNA, 1833 nt
Organism: Diceros bicornis minor
Lineage: Eukaryota; Metazoa; Chordata; Mammalia; Perissodactyla; Rhinocerotidae
Product: calcium homeostasis modulator protein 6-like
Exons: 1
Coding region: 185-679 (164 amino acids)
Molecular function (GO): monoatomic cation channel activity
Source: RefSeq, a predicted model, not a curated record
UUGAUUUGGUUGAAAUAAGAAAGCGACAGCUCAGGAAGGCCAUAAAGCCCAUCCUUUUCGCCAAGCUGCUUCUUAGCGGAGCAGAAAGCCCCAGCCCGGAGCCCACCCAAACCAUUCGAGGAGCAGGGCAGCGAAGAGGCAGAAUCAUCCGGACACGGACAAGACGUCCUGAGGUCGAAGGACCAUGGAGAAGUUUUGGACGGGGCUCAAACUGCACCUCAGGUACUCCACCGUCCCGGGGUAUGGCUUGGCGACCAUGGUGACCGCGGGCGGGGAGCGCAUCCUCUUCACCGUGGCGUUCCAGUGCCCCUGCAGCCUGGUCUUCCUGCUCGUGCCGGCGCUGGCGCUCUUCCUCCUGUGCUACGUGCUGAGCGUGCGCGCCUGGCGCCUGGUGACCGGCUGCUGCGAGCUGUGGUCCCGGGCCAAGGUGUGGACGCAUCUCACCUGGGCCGGCAUGCUCGCGUCCCUCACCUGGGUGGCGGUGGCGCUGCUCGGGGGCGCCUUCUACGAGUGCGGCGCCAGCGGGAGCACCGAGGUGGCGCGGCGCCUGUGCGCUGGCCGCGACUCCAGCUGUGCUGCCCGGCUGCCGCUGGUGCCCUGCCAACAGGCCGGGGAGCCCGACGUGCAGGACCUCCUGAGGGAGCUCAGGGCCCAGUCGCAGGUCAGGAGCUGGUGCUGAGCGCGGCUGGGAGGAGAGGGGAGGGACAGACGGUGUGGGGUAGAAAUCGGUGCCCUUUCUCCGGGCAGGCGACACCCAAAGGCAAACUAGAAUGGCUGCUUGCGUCUAAUGAGCCCAUAGGCGAAUAUGUAAAUAAAACAAAUGAAGAAGAGGAGAGGCGCUCAAAGGGUGUCAGGCACCUGCUCUGUGCCAGAAACCGUCUAGGCUCUUUACUCCUCCAUUAUUCUCUUACAUCUUCAUAGCGAAUACACUGAGUCUUGGUUAUUCUUCGUCCAUCGAGAAGAAGGUAGAAGACUUGUUAGAAUAAAAUGGGUCGGCUUGGCUCUAAAGCCACCACCUCACACUGCUUCUGGGUUUAUAAAGCUCAGAGGUUCUUGAAAAUGAAUGCUUGUUUCAUUGGAUUUGCCGAGAAAUUCCACGUCUUGAGUUCUAGAGGAGUGACAUUCAGGCUCUUCCCUGCGCCCUUGACAUGACUGGGAAAAUGACUGACUUGUCAAGCAAGCAGUUAUACUGAGGGGUUCGGGAGGGUGCUGCCACUUCUUUCUCUAAAGGGAUUAAGACCUAAAACUGUUGCUUGUUCAUCAUCCUAGCCAUGUGUAGUUCAAACUUUAUCUGAGGAUUUUACAAUUUUUUAUAAAAGAUGUAACUAAAUUGCUAUUUUGUUGUGUUUUCCUAAGGUGCUGGGCUGGUGCGUGAUAGCAGCUGUUAUCAUUGCCCCUCUGAUUUUUGUAUGUGUCUCCCGAUGCCUAGCUACAGGUAGUUUCCUGCAACUGCAAUUUUUGAAAACGUAUUCGGAACAGGAGCAGGAGAUCCUUAAAAGACAAACCACAGAGCUUGCAACCAAAUUGGCAGAAGAGAAUGUUAAAUGUUUUUUUGAGAGCUCACAUCCAGAGACAUACGACGCUCCAAGUGCUAAAGACUGGCAGCAAAUUUCACUCCCACGUACUUUCAAACCGAAUGAGCAGGACUACAGUGUGUUGCACAAAUAUGUUAAAACAAAAGCGAAGAAACAUCUUCUGAGUUCUUCCGAAAGAGAUGAAGUGGUUUCUUCUCUCUCUGUAGAUUCACCUGAUAUGGUGACCACUGCUGAGUUAUGACCUUAUUAAUGAAUAAGAAAAAGAGUUCUUUUGAAUUAUUGCUUCAUUUGAAAUAAA